AUGUCCGCAGAGGAGGAGCGUAUCCCGAUAAACAGAAACACUGACAACGACGUCCGUGAUGAAGAGGCUACCCAAACCGGAGAUGCCGAAACGCUGGUGGACAGGCCAAGUCGAAGAGGGAGAAGGAGAAGAACUUCCAACCAAGGAUUGAAAAGGGCACAAAAGAUUGGGAUCUGUUUAUUGAUCGCUUUGACUCUUGUUGUAGGGGUUGCUAUUGCAGUGGUGCUGUUGUUGCCUGCCCGAGAGAGCACCAGCAAGAACAUCGCCAAUGACGUGCUUCCAGAGCCACCAUCGUCGGGGAGCGACAACAACAAUGACAACAAGGAAAAUGGCAACAUCUUCCUUGCACAACACUCGACUAUUGCACCAUCCAGGGUACUCAAAGCUCCCACAGUCCCUCAAAUGGGUUGUCGACGAGAUCGAUUUGACAAUGAAGGAAAUUUCGAAGAAAACAAUCAUCUCUUUGCAGGUUCGUUCGUUUGUUCCGAUGAUGUCGAUCAACGUUACAUGUUUGGGAUUGACCCCGACACUGCCAAUCUCAUCUGGAGGGAUACCUUGACAGGCCAGGUCAAGACUUAUUACUGGAACGAAUGGCACCGACAGUAUCUGGAAGAUCAAAAGAAACGACAGCGUCAGCUGAAAGACGAACCAGAAAAGCAACGAGAACUAGAGUCCUCUACUGACAACACUGACAGAGAGUUCUACGAGUUUCGAUUCCAAAAGAAUGCAACCGACCCGUCCGAGUCGGCAGAAAUUCACGAAUAUCAACUGUCUAAGAACUACACUGCCACCCAUAGAGGCGAGUGCGUCCAAUGGAUCCGUCACGACGACGAUCACGACAAGUUCGUUUCGCUUACCAUGAUACACUUCAACUGUACCAUGGAAGACUUGCAUGUUCAAAUCGCUGACAGAAACUUCACCGGCAUUGUCGAAGCUGAAACUGGGCUGGUGGAGUUUGCGGCAGGUGCCAUAGUGGAGAGACCUGCCCCAUCAGCAUCGCCUUCAGCAACUCCCACUUCAACAACGACCCCUUCUGCAACUCCCACUGCCUCGCCAACCCAAAGGCCAACACCAUUGCCGACUCUACCCCCAACCAAUCCACCAACUUCUUCCCCUAGUAUGUCGCCCACUCCAGAACCUUUGAUCCUGGACUACUACUUUACCCUAAGUACAAAAGCUGAUUUUCGCAUUUGGAGGAUCCAACGAACCGAGGACUACCAAAUCAGAGAGAAGGUCUUGCACUGGGAGCUAAAGUCGACGUAUGAUAUAGACACUGUCUACGUGGAUUGUCUUUUUACCCAUGAUUGCCCCUACAUGCAUUUGCAUCAAGACGGAGUCAUGGUGCUAGCCUGGCUUGAUUUUGAAAACUCACAGUGGUCCGAUGGUUGGAUGGAAAAGAACAUCAGGCGCUGUUACGAAUUCGACACUCCCGAUACGUUAUAG
Molecule: messenger RNA, 1443 nt
Organism: Seminavis robusta
Lineage: Eukaryota; Bacillariophyta; Bacillariophyceae; Naviculales; Naviculaceae
Source: the annotation of a GenBank genome assembly